This is a messenger RNA of Exophiala spinifera, 678 nucleotides long. RefSeq lists its product as uncharacterized. The transcript is spliced from 2 exons. NCBI's taxonomy places the organism in Eukaryota, Fungi, Ascomycota, Eurotiomycetes, Chaetothyriales, Herpotrichiellaceae. Bases 1 to 678 code for a protein of 225 amino acids. The record is from RefSeq and is a predicted model, not a curated record.
AUGGCACCUGUCACUGAGACCGUCCUUGCCCCAAUGUCGGAUGAAAAGAUUCCCGCCGACUACAGCGGUGACUCCGGCCAGAAGCUCAAGGAUCUUUUCACGACCAUCGUGGCCCAAGAUGGCUGCCAGCAACUUUUCUGGGGUCCCCAGGUGGAAAACCCAGGGACAUUGUGCCUCUUCGUCGACUGGGCCAGCGUGGACCACCACAAGAAAUUCAUUGCUUCAGAGGCCUACAAGCCGUUCGUGGAGGCGUUUACGGGGCUCCUGACCGGCUCCAUGAGCAUGUACCAUGUUGGUUUCGAUCCACACCCACCGACGCCUACGCUUGUCGGCAGCACUCCCCAGGUCACCGAGUUCAUCACGGCUUACUUUCCCAAGGACUAUUCCGCCGAGAAUCAAAGGACCUUCCAUGAAAUAAUGCUUGCCUUUGGAGAUGUCGUUUCCAAGACAGCCAAAGGAUUCAAGGCUUCGCGCGGCGGAUUUGUCAGGGAGGAAGUCACCGAUCCAAAGUCCUCCGAGCCGUGCUUGGGCUAUGUGACCCUCAUCGGCUGGGAGAGCGUGCAAGCUCACUUGGACUACAGAGAGACUCAGGCUUUCAAGGACAACAUCGUCUCUAUGAGAGAAGCAAAGGAUUUGCGGAACGUUACAGUCUUCCACGUAGAUGCGAAGCAGUUCUGA